CCUUCCGCCUCUGGUCCCCCCGCCCCCGCCGCCUGCUUAAACCCCCGAAACCCUAGCCGUGCAGCACCCCCGCCCAUUCCAUGGACGAGCCCCAGCCGCCGCCGCUCCCGCCGCGCCCGCCGCUGGAGCUCGCCGGCGCGGCGCGCGACGCGGAGCUCCGCCUCGCCGCCGCGCUGUCCCGCGAGGAGGUCCUCCGCCGGCGCCGGCGCCGCCUGCUGCAGCUCUGCUCCCUCUACCGCGCCCAGUUCUGGGCGCUCGCCGACGAGCUCCCCGCCAGGCACGGCGAGUACUGGUGGGAGCACGGCGCCAGCCCCGCGCUCGGCGACGAGCCCCCGCCGUCCCUCCGGCUGCUGAAAGGGAAUGGGGCCGGUGCUGGGCCGCCGGAGAAUGGGGGCCUCGUUGGGCCGCUGGAGAAUGGCUGCCGCGGCGCCGUUGCUCCCGCUGCGGCGGCUGCGGGCGGUAGGGCCGGGUGCGCGGCUUCGAAUUGCGAGGCCAAGGCGAUGCCCCUGUCCCUGUACUGCUUCAAUCAUAUCCUCUUGGACCCCAAGCAGCAGCUCUAUCAGCCCUGCGCCUUCCCCACUAGGAAAAGUGGCAUGCCAAAUGGGGAAGCAAUUUGUGGUAACCCUGUUCUGAGAGGCAUUACUCCACUGCGGUGUGCUGACCAUGAUCCAAAAUCUCAGAAACUCAUCAUAGAAGCUUUGAAGAAUGCUGGAAUUGACCUGCCCUUGACAAGUAAGAGUGUUCCAAAGUUGAGUCUCUUGAUUUCUGAAACAGUCAGGGAAAUUCAGAUGAAAAGAAAGUUUUCCAUGAAUGCUGGAAAGACCGCACCUUCUGAUAUGUCAUUGAAAUGAUUUGUUUGGAUCAGCCUGUGAUCUCUUUGUACAUGAUGGCCCUACAGAGAUGGAGAUGUUCCAUUGUAAAUAUCAGGUGUCAAGGUGCACCAAAUCUUCAAAAGAAGAAAUAAUGAAUUGUUAAACUAUUGGAUGUUAAGUUAUAGUGCAGAGAAGGAAGCUGUGCAAAAUUGACCUGUUGGCUGCUUUUAAUUUACCCCCUUUAAUCCUUGAAAGGAAGAAAACAAAUUUUUGACUGAGCUUCAACAGCCACAGCAGGAAUGCUAAAUAACGUUCUAGGAAUUGAAGGGUUGUAUUCAGUAAGUACGUCUUGGAUGAUCAGUCAGGCUACCCCAAUCAGUUGAAGAAUUGCUACAGUUUCCUUCUCAUUGGUCUUUCCCGCCUGGAAAUGAUCAGCAUGGAAGUUUGUCUAUCGAAUGUUGUUGCUCGGUAUUAGACCAGAAAUGUUCCAUCUUGUUUAUGAUCAUACCAGAAAUGUUUGUACAUAUUGUCGUAAAUCAGUAGUUAUUAUUAGUUCAGGGUAUAGGUAUUUAUGUUUGGGACUGCAUCCGGCAUUGGAAAUUGGCCGUCCUUUGGGGACUAUAUCGAGCUUGUGAUUUUUUUAGGGCAAAAUCAAUUAAUUGAACUGUGAAUCGUGAAUACAUGGUUGAUUGAAUUUGUGUUA
Messenger RNA from Setaria italica (foxtail millet), 1515 nucleotides. RefSeq lists its product as uncharacterized. Lineage: Eukaryota; Viridiplantae; Streptophyta; Magnoliopsida; Poales; Poaceae. Gene Ontology annotation, cellular component: NSL complex. Bases 81 to 851 code for a protein of 256 amino acids. The transcript has 3 exons. The record is from RefSeq and is a predicted model, not a curated record.